This is a messenger RNA of Pectinophora gossypiella (pink bollworm), 3020 nucleotides long. It is a transcript of the gene byn, whose product is annotated as T-related protein. Gene Ontology annotation, biological process: mesoderm formation; regulation of transcription by RNA polymerase II; heart morphogenesis. Bases 253 to 1662 code for a protein of 469 amino acids. The record is from RefSeq and is a predicted model, not a curated record. Gene Ontology annotation, cellular component: nucleus. Lineage: Eukaryota; Metazoa; Arthropoda; Insecta; Lepidoptera; Gelechiidae. Gene Ontology annotation, molecular function: RNA polymerase II cis-regulatory region sequence-specific DNA binding; DNA-binding transcription factor activity, RNA polymerase II-specific. The transcript is spliced from 8 exons.
GGUAGUUGCUCAUACAGUUGGCACGCUCCACUGAUUUGUGAUAUGUGACGAAAGUUCGGACAUUGUUUUUCGUAAUUUAAACGCAAAACUUACAACUUCUACUUAAAUACAAACAAGUUUUUUCUCAACAAAACUCUGGACUUAUAAUGUGUUACACCUGUGUGCUGUGAUUUUAGUAAUAUAAGCUCUUUGUAUGUAGUUUUAGGUAAAUGAGUGAACGGAUAUAACGCCAAAAUAGCUAGCAAGGACAGCAUGGCGGCCUCGCACAUCCUGAGCGCGGUAGAGCCGACGGUGGGCGGCGGCGGCGCACGCGGCGGCCGCGAACGGGAGGUGUCUGUUGCGCUGGAUGAUCGCGAGCUGUGGGUGCGCUUCCAGACACUCACCAACGAGAUGAUCGUUACUAAAAAUGGCAGGAGAAUGUUCCCGGUAGUCAAGGUGACAGCUAGUGGGCUGGACCCCACCGCCAUGUACACCGUAUUGCUGGAGUUUGUACAAGUAGACUCGCAUCGGUGGAAAUACGUCAACGGGGAAUGGGUCCCUGGUGGUAAAGCUGAGGUUCCUCCUUCAAACGCAAUUUACAUCCACCCAGAGAGUCCAAACUUCGGAGCACACUGGAUGAAGGAGCCCAUAUCAUUCGCAAAAGUUAAACUAACCAACAAAACAAACGGAAAUGGACAGAUAAUGCUGAACUCCUUGCACAAGUACGAGCCCCGCGUGCACCUUGUUAAAGUGGGCACGGACUUGCGUCGCAUCAUGACGUAUCCCUUCCCCGAGACGCAGUUCAUUGCUGUGACGGCAUACCAGAACGAAGAAGUCACUUCCCUCAAGAUUAAGUACAACCCGUUUGCGAAAGCGUUCCUUGACGCCAAAGAGCGACCAGAGGGAUACUAUCAAAGAGAUUUCGUAGGAACUCAUUACCCACAGCAGAGUUCUUCACCGCAUCAAUACCCACAGUUUGGUGGGUGGUUUGUUGCCUCGCAGUCUUUGUACGGCAGCGGCAGCUCAGCGUCGCGGAGACCGGCGCCCUACCCGCCCAGACCUCCGUCGCGACCUAGAACUUUGUCACCUCCGGCUUCCUACAGUAAUUCGGAGCGGACACCAGCAGCAGCAUCUAACGGCAGUGGCAGUUACACGUGGGCCGGAAGCAGUGGCUACUGGAGCUCUGCGCAGGGCAGCACUUCUCCUCAGCCCAAUACUUCUCCCGCCCCAUAUCGAACCCCUCCGCACGCUUAUCCCGCUCCCCUAGAGUACGCCCCCGCGCCCCCCAAUUCUACCCCAGCGCCUGCUUCUGCACCUGCGCCGCUCUACCCCUUGCAGUACGAUACCACGCCACAACACCACUCGCCGUACUACCAACACGCGUACGCGCCGUACGCUCAUCAUGCCAUUGAAGACAUAUCUUAUUGGCCUAACAGUCUAAACAGCUACGGCUACCAACCAUCGGAAUACGUUGGCACGGGCGAAGUACCGUACAAUGCAGAUGGCAUAUCUUUUGGGCCCACGGGGCCCACUCUCGAAGCCGCCGGUUCCAACGACCCUCGAGCGACGCCUCCCGGUCCUGAACACCCCGGGGCGGAGAGAGAAUACAAAUUCAGCACUGAAGAGGAACGUCACUCGCCCUGUGAGGAGUCCACGCUGCCUUCACGAUCGCCAACACAAUGACAUGCCACGUAUACUUAGAGAAUAGAUGUUUCUGGUCUAAACCUAAAGACCGUAUGUAGUAUUUCAUUGACGUUGUCAUUCUGUAGCACGUAUAUCACAGAGUAUGUUUGGAGCCCACGCUUUUGUUUAUUUCUUUACAUACUUGAUAUCACGCCUAUAAUGCCGUCUGGGAUAGGCAGAUCUACAAAUUGUUAGGAGACAAAUGAAAGUAGCGUCUAGUAGCGCCAGUCUAACAGUUCCCUCGUAAACACAUCAGUUACUUUUUUAUUCAUCAACGGUAGAUAAAUAUUAUGGAGAUAAGUGACUGUUGACUGUUAAUGAAUCACUAAAAACGGUCUAAGGCCUUUUGUAGCGCUCGUGCAAGAGUUCGAGAAAACUGUAUUUUUAAAGUAUUAUCAUGUGGUAGUGUCAAGCUUCACGCAUUCAUCAAUUUUGAAAUUAAAUAGAAAAUACCUGUGCUUUAUAUAGAAAAUAUUUAACAUUUAAAGACGUAUUUUGUAAGUUUCCAUACACAGAACUUUUACCUACGUCCUUUAGCAAUUUAGUGAAAUUACUUUAAAGAAGCAUUGUGUGGUCGGUCGUAUCACGUACCUAUCUAGCAGAAAAAUAUAGGUACUAAAAACUCAUAAAUAUUAAGUAUGUAAAAUGGUAAUAAAAAUAUAUUGUAUAUACCUACCUAUAUGUAUCUAGUUCCGUAAAAAGCUUAUAUUAAGUACAUGAUAUUUCUCAAAAUGAUAAAUACCUAGUUUAUUGCACAUCAACCUCUUAAAGUCUGGAUUUCCAGACAAUAAGUAGUUAAACAAUGGGAUUUGGCCUUACUUACAUAAAUAUAAUUAUAAUUCACCAAUUUGAUGUUGUGUCAUAACAAUAUUAUGUUGUUCCAAGAUCAAGCAGCUAUUUAUUAGGAAUUAUAUUAGUUAUGCAAUACAAUAUUGAUGGUAGGUAGGUAGGUAGGUACUUACUUAGUAAAUUAUUUAUUUUUGUUUGAAUUGGUGUAGUAUAGUGUAUUUCUUUUAUAUUAGCAAUUACGAUUGUACAUAAAAUAACGGCCACUAUUAUUAUGUGAAGUACCUACAUAGUUACUGCCUUCAAUUAGGCGUUGACAAUAAAAACAUGUUUCUGUUACAAUGUUCGCUUUUUAUUCUUUUUAUUAGUAUAAAGUUCUUCAAUAGUUGUUAACCACAGGAUGUAUUGAAAUAUAUUUAUGAUUCAAUAACAAAGUUAUGAAGGCACACAGACAUAAUUACUUAGCUAGGAAUAAAAUGUUUUGUUUAGUUAAAAUGUUGGUAAAUCCAUGAAUGACAAUAAUGACAAUGGCUAUUAAAGAUUUAGAAUACCUAACAAAUAAUUUUGUUUAA